Molecule: messenger RNA, 1260 nt
Organism: Acanthochromis polyacanthus (spiny chromis)
Lineage: Eukaryota; Metazoa; Chordata; Actinopteri; Pomacentridae
Gene: cabcoco1
Product: ciliary associated calcium binding coiled-coil 1
Exons: 7
Coding region: 410-1018 (202 amino acids)
Source: RefSeq, a predicted model, not a curated record
AGCUCCUGACGGCGCGCAGGGACGCGUCAGUGUGGGCGGUAGGAGAGAUGAUCACAAAACAUGAGCGCCCUCUUAAAAUAUUGAUGCAGCCUCCAAGAGGAGCGCUAAAGGAGAAAAUGUGUGCUCACUGCAACAUGUCAGAGGAGGAUAAAAACGUGGCUAUUUAAAGGAUGAGACUGUGAUUGUGGAUGGAGAAUGUGGACAAUUACUCUUCUCUGAACAGGCUCUGGUGAUAAAAUAACACAGGCUGAAAGACGAGGUAGAAAUAAAUGUGCGCUUUUCGAAAGGAGAGAGGCUGCUUUACCUGCGCUGGUGUCCUCUGAGCCGAGCCGAACCGAUCCAGAUCCUCCUUAAUCCAGAGGCCAUUGUCACGUUGUCUUGUUGCCAUGGCAACGACCACAGCGUCAAUAUGACCGCCGGAGAGCCAAGGGGUGCGGAAAAGGAGCAGCCGAAAUUUGUGUUUCCCUGUAACCAACAGGAGCUGCUCUCCCUGCUACCUCCAGAGCUCAUCCAGGAGCUGCAGCAGAGCAGCGCCGAGCGCCUGCAAGCAGAACUGAAGGAGAUCCUGGGCUUCACAAACCAUCAGAUUUGCAUGAAGGAAGCUGUCCUGCUGGAUUACUAUGUCUGUGGUUUCUGGUGGGCUAAAGAGGCCAACUUUACUCCGACACAGGCCUCUUUCACCAUGGCUGUGCUGCACAAAUUGCUGGAUAACAUCAGAGAGAAACAAAUGAGUUUAGUGGACAACUUGGUGGACUUUUCUAAAGUCCUAAGUGUUGUCUGCCAGUCUCCAACUUCAGAUGAAUCCACCUCUUCACUCCUCGACAGCAAAGAGGCUGCAGCGCUCACAUGUUUCAUCAGAAAUAGUCUUUUUCAGAAAUACAGACUCUAUCAGCAUCUUUUCACCAAACCCAGAGAGGAGCUACUGACAGGCAUGGAGAAGACCAUCGAGGUGUUCCAUUGUCAGGAUCCUCUCGCCCCGCUGGAGCAGGGCAUUCCCACGCACCUUUACUUCCAGUAGUUGUCCUGCCUGCAAUUCAGAUUAAGGAAAAGUUGAUGCUGGAUGAAUGUCUGGAAUUAAUCAAUAUUAGCUGUAGUCUGUGAUUGUUUCAUUCUUUACUGUACUGUUUGUAUAUGGAUCCGUGCUGUGUAUAAUCUGUACCAAUCACUGAAUUCCAGCGGUUAGACAUGCUGAGAUGAUUCUUUACAAUAAAUGGGUUGCGUGUUUACAAAAAAAACUAUAAUAAACAUGUCUAAAUGAUA